AUGGAGUCGGAUACGCAAAAUGAAAUUGCCACUGUAACUAGCACAGAAAUAGUUCAACUUGUUGACAGUUUUAUUCCGAUGUCAUCAGACGGACAUAUUGAAUCAGCUGAGCAAGCUAGUACUUUGUCAACAGAAAAACCACCACGAAAGAGACAAAAGAAGAGUCAGCCUCAAGAAUGGAACGCAAAUAAAAACAAGGAACAAAGAGAAAAAGGAAAGGCUUAUUUAGGAAAGAAGAAGAUAGAAAAUAAAUGGGGGUUUGUUGAACCUAAACUCGAUAGAAAGAUGAAAGCUAGGUGCAAGUGCAAAUUAAGUUUAAAAGGUGAUACAAAGAUAAACUGUGAUAAAAUAUCAGACGAGGAAAGACAAAAGAUUUUUGAUAAAUUCUGGAAUAUUACCUGGAAAGAAAAGAAGAUGUUUGUUAAAAUGUCUUCAAUUUGCAAGACAAAAGAAAGAGAAAGGUGUGCUGGCAAUUCAAGACGGCAAAAUUCAGUAGAACUAUAUUUAACUGAUAGCGAGGGGAUAAGAUAUCGGGUCUGCAAAACCAUGUUUCUUAACAGUUUGUGUGUUGGAGAAUGGGUUAUAAAAAAGUGGAUAAUUCAAGACGAUCUACCUAAAGAUGUACCAAAAAACAAUACAAAAGAUGAAGCUAAAAUGCAGUUACGUAAGUUUUUUGAUUCCAUACCUAAGCUUGAAUCACAUUAUUGUCGAAAAAAUUCCUUAAAGCUGUACUUGGAACCUAUGUGGACGUCAAAAACUCAGCUCUAUGGAACAUACAGAAAAGAAUUCUGUGUCAGAGAAAAAAUUGAGCCAUUAAGCGUUACAACUUUCUCUAACAUGUUUGAAGCGCUUAAUUUGUCCUUAUAUAGACCGAAAAAGGACUUGUGUGACAUUUGUGAGUCAUAUAAAACCGGAAAUGUAUCAGAAAUUGAUUAUAAAAUACACCGUGAUAAGAAAGAGGAAGCUAGGAACGAACUUGCUAAAGACACCGCAUCAGAACAUGAAGUACUUACCAUGGAUUUGCAAUCUGUGCUUUUAAGCCCGCGGUCAAAUGUGUCGUCACUCUAUUAUAAGACGAAACUCAUUGUACAUAACUUCACAGUCUUCGAUUGUAAAAGAAAUAAAGGUUAUUGUUACAUUUGGAAUGAAAGUGAAGGGAAGCUAACUAGCAACGAAUUUUCAACAGUAAUCAUAGAAGCUAUCGAGAAGUUCAUAACACAAAAUCCUUUGGAAAGCAACCAAGAAAUAAUUAUUUAUAGUGAUGGCUGUACCUAUCAAAACAGAAACUCUGUACUAUCGAACGCUCUACUAAACUACAGCAUGGAAAAAAAAGUAACUGUCAAACAAAAGUUCCUCGAAAAAGGGCACACGCAAAUGGAAUGCGACAGUAUGCACUGCGUCAUAGAAAGGGCAAUAAAAAAUAAGAAGAUAAAUAUUCCAGCCGAUUACGUCUACAUAGCCAAAACUGCUUGCAAGAAAAAUCCUUAUGACGUGCAAUAUCUUUAUCACCACUUCUUCAAAGAUGUUGAAAAUACUUUGAAAUUCCACAAGUCAAUCAGACCGGGUAAAAGAGCAGGUGACCCUACAGUCACAAACCUAAGGGCUCUUAAAUACACUCCUGAUGGGAAAAUUGUAUACAAGUUGAGACACUCGGCCACACAUUGGCAAGAACUUCCUACAAGAAUAAAAAAUAUUACAUUUAUUCCAUGGGAUACUAUCCCACAGCUUUAUCCAGCGAGAUUUAAAAUUAAAAAGGAGAAAUACCAGGAUCUCCAGGCCCUCAAGCACACUAUGGAGAAAGAUUACCACAAUUUUUAUGACAAUUUACCUCAUUUUUAA
Messenger RNA from Arctia plantaginis, 1839 nucleotides. NCBI's taxonomy places the organism in Eukaryota, Metazoa, Arthropoda, Insecta, Lepidoptera, Erebidae. The record is from the annotation of a GenBank genome assembly.